Messenger RNA from Salvelinus fontinalis (brook trout), 2620 nucleotides. RefSeq names its product protein sprouty homolog 3-like. Lineage: Eukaryota; Metazoa; Chordata; Actinopteri; Salmoniformes; Salmonidae. Gene Ontology annotation, cellular component: membrane; cytosol. The record is from RefSeq and is a predicted model, not a curated record. Bases 482 to 1426 code for a protein of 314 amino acids. The transcript has 2 exons. Gene Ontology annotation, biological process: negative regulation of Ras protein signal transduction; multicellular organism development; negative regulation of MAP kinase activity.
CCAAGACGCCCCAUCCCACUGCAGCAUGGAUCUCCCCCCAUUCAGAGGUCUUUCUGAUGUGCCGUGAGAGGUGCGAGCCCCCCGCCCCAGUCCCGACCCCCUCCCUGGUGCUCCUUCUCCCAGGACCAGUCCCGACCCCCUCCCUGGUGCUCCUUCUCCCAGGACCAGUCCCGACCCCCUCCCUGGUGCUCCUUCUCCCAGGACCAGUCCCGACCCCCUCCUUGGUGCUCCUUCUCCUAGGACCAGUCCCGACCCCCUCCCUGGUGCUCCUUCUCCCAGGACCAGUCCCGACCCCCUCCCUGGUGCUCCUUCUCCCAGGACCAGUCCCGACCCCCUCCCUGGUGCUCCUUCUCCUAGGACCAGUCCCGACCCCCUCCCUGGUGCUCCUUCUCCUAGGACCAGUCCCGACCCCCUCCCUGGUGCUCCUUCUCAUAGGACCAGUCCCGACCCCCUCCCUGGUGCUCCUUCUCCCAGGAUCAGGAUGGACCCUCUUCCGGGUCAUGGCCCUCCACCAGUCAGGAGGGACGUUGAUGGCCUGGACCUCCAGCAGGUGCCUGUCCUCUCCCUGGACCAGAUCCGCUCCAUCCGCGCCAACAACGACUACGUGGAGCGCCCCGUGACCCUGGACCAUGCCUCCCAGUCUGGCUUCUUCUACGCCCACGAUGACCGCUACCCCAUCACCCACGGAUACCCUCCUCAAGGUUACUCUCAUGGUUACCCUCAGGGGUACCCUCUCCCCCGGAGCCAGAGCCAGCAGCAACACGCCCACCUUGCCCAUCUGAGUCGCUCCAGUACUACCAGUUCAGCCAUGUCUCGGAUCAGUGCUGCCUCCGACCAGAGACUCCUGGUGGGCCUGACGCCCUCCCACUCUGGCCUGGCCUCGGUGGUGCGCUCCCAGCCUAAAGGAGAACUCAAGCCUGAGACUUCUCUGGGUAAACGCCUGGUGGAGGGAGAGGACCUGGGCUUGCACCUGUUUAUCUGUGAGCUCUGUGGGAGGUGUAAGUGUCAGGAGUGCUGCGCCCCGCGGAGCCUGCCGUCCUGCUGGGCCUGUGGGCAGCGCUGCCUUUGCUCUGCUGAGAGUGCUGUGGAGUAUGGCACCUGUCUGUGCUGCAUCAAGGGCCUGUUCUACCACUGCUCCGCUCAGGAUGACGAGGACAACUGUGCUGACCGGCCCUGCGCCUGCACAUCCUCCCACGCCUGCACCCGCUGGUGCACCAUGGGCCUUCUGUCGCUGUGCCUUCCCUGUCUCUGCUGCUACCCACCUGCCAGGCUGUGCCUCGCCCUGUGCCAGCGGGCCCACGACAGAGCCACCCGCCCCGGCUGCCGCUGCAGCAACACCAACACCGUGUGCCGCAAGAUAUCCACCUCCAACCCCAACCCUGGGCACACCCCUUUCUGCAGCAAGUCCCUCGAAAAGCCUGUAUGACAGGGCUGCAGCGGGAGUCAGCCAUCGCCUAGACAACGCAGUCUCAAUGACAACAUUACUAUGACAACAAACAUUGUUGCCAUGACAACGCCAUUGCCCCGCCCCCCACCCGUGACCUACCUACCGUGAACUUUCACCUUACGUACCUUCCAUACCUCUCCUCCUGCCUGAGGAGAAAUGACCAAAAGCUUUACUGUACUUCACUGUAACUGUACUGUACUGUACAUGUGGAGACUUGAGCCGAAACCUGAAAACCGCCUGGUGAUUUUUGCUGAACUGACUGCCAACCUUAACCUUACUGUGUUACAGUGUGGGCAUACUGCCUCUACCUUCCUCUUACUUUGUGGGCCAGCAUAGCGUACAUACUGUGGCUCUGCUCUGUGGGAUGGACUGGGGUUCUUCACUGUGCUGUGUGAUGGACUGGGGUUCCUCACUGUGCUGUGUGAUGGACUGGGGAUCCUCACUGUGCUGUGUGAUGGACUGGGGAUCCUCACUGUGCUGUGUGAUGGACUGGGGAUCCUCACUGUGCUGUGUGAUGGACUGGGGAUCCUCACUGUGCUGUGUGAUGGACUGGGGUUCCUCACUGUGCUGUGUGAUGGACUGGGGAUCCUCACUGUGCUGUGUGAUGGACUGGGGUUCGCUCUGUUAGACUUGACCUAUUUAUUAUUUAUUGGACUUCCUCCUCAGUGAGGUAGAGAGAGAGACAGAGAGAGCGGACCAUGUGUGACUCUGAGUACAGUGAGUAAGCUACUAGAACAAAUCCCAACACAGCCAUUAAUAAAAGGAGUCUCUGGCAAAUGUAUAUUCCAGGCAUGAGAUAUACAGAGACUGGGUGGUCUACAGGGAGUCUACAGGGUGUGCCUCUUUCCAUCCCCUCCCUCCCUCUCUGUCGCUCUGAAGAGGCAUCCUGGAGCCGACCAACAGAAUGGACAUACAAGAUGUGUCAAUGAGCGCCCAUGGCUGACAUUUUGUGUGAGGCUGAUGCAAAGACCCUAUCCUAAUGGUGGAACAAAACUCUAAAAUUGAAAAAUGUAUUACUGUUUGACACACCAAAAACGGACCAUGAUGUACUAGGUGAAUCUAAAGUGAUUAAACACAUUUGAUAUGGAAGGCACUAUGAGAUAUAGAGGUGGAUCGUCUGUAGUGUUCCCCAGCUGUCUGUCAUACGAACAGACUAACCUGGGGGGGGGGGGG